This is a messenger RNA of Pogoniulus pusillus (Red-fronted tinkerbird), 4185 nucleotides long. RefSeq names its product mitogen-activated protein kinase kinase kinase kinase 3 (gene MAP4K3). Bases 112 to 2817 code for a protein of 901 amino acids. Gene Ontology annotation, biological process: intracellular signal transduction; protein phosphorylation. Gene Ontology annotation, molecular function: ATP binding; MAP kinase kinase kinase kinase activity. The transcript is spliced from 34 exons. Gene Ontology annotation, cellular component: cytoplasm. The record is from RefSeq and is a predicted model, not a curated record. Lineage: Eukaryota; Metazoa; Chordata; Aves; Piciformes; Lybiidae.
UUGCCGGAGCGGGCCGGGGGGCGGUGGUGAGCCUUCCGGUGGCGAGUUCCGCACCCUCUCUUCCUCCGGUCCAGGGGGUCGCAGCCGAGCGGGGUCUUCCCCCCCGGCACCAUGAGCGGCGGCGGAGGUGGCGGUGGGCGGGUAUGCGACCUGUCUCGGCGCAACCCUCAGGAGGACUUCGAGCUCAUCCAGCGCAUCGGCAGCGGCACCUACGGCGACGUUUACAAGGCUCGAAAUGUCAACACAAGUGAGCUAGCAGCAAUAAAAGUAAUAAAACUAGAACCAGGAGAAGAUUUUGCUGUUGUGCAGCAGGAAAUCAUUAUGAUGAAAGACUGUAAACAUCCGAACAUUGUUGCUUAUUUUGGCAGCUAUCUCAGGCGAGACAAGCUAUGGAUUUGCAUGGAGUUCUGUGGAGGUGGCUCUCUACAGGAUAUUUAUCAUGUGACUGGACCACUGUCAGAACAGCAAAUUGCUUAUGUUAGCAGAGAAACGUUACAGGGCCUAUAUUAUCUUCACAGUAAAGGAAAGAUGCACAGAGAUAUCAAGGGAGCAAACAUUCUUUUAACGGAUAAUGGACAUGUAAAACUAGCUGACUUUGGGGUAUCUGCACAGAUAACUGCUACAAUUGCCAAAAGGAAGUCAUUCAUUGGCACCCCAUAUUGGAUGGCUCCUGAAGUUGCUGCAGUAGAAAGAAAAGGUGGCUAUAACCAACUGUGUGAUCUGUGGGCAGUUGGGAUAACUGCUAUCGAGCUUGCUGAACUUCAGCCUCCAAUGUUUGACCUACACCCAAUGAGAGCACUUUUCCUGAUGACAAAAAGCAACUUCCAGCCUCCUAAAUUAAAGGACAAAAUGAAAUGGUCUAAUAGUUUCCAUCAUUUUGUGAAAAUGGCACUUACAAAAAAUCCUAAGAAAAGGCCUACAGCUGAAAAGUUAUUACAGCAUCCCUUUGUAACCCAGCCAUUAAGUCGAAGUCUUGCAAUUGAGCUUUUGGAUAAAAUGAAUAACCCUGAUCAUUCCACCUACCAUGAUUUUGAUGAUGAUGACCCUGAGCCUCUUGUGGUGCCUCAUAGAAUUCAUUCAACAAGCAGAAAUGUGCGAGAAGAAAAGACACGCUCUGAAAUAAACUUUGGUCAAGUCAAAUUUGAUCCACCCUUGAGGAAAGAGACAGAGCCACAUCAUGAAUUUCCUGACAGUAGCGAUUUUUUGGACAAUUCAGAAGAAAUAUACUACACUGCAAGAUCUAACCUGGACCUACAGCUAGAAUAUGGUCACGGUCCUCAGUGCGGCUACUUGUUGGGUACAAAUAAGAGUCUCUUAAAAUCAGUUGAAGAAGAACUGCAUCAGAGGGGACAUGUGGCACAUCUAGAAGAUGAUGAUGAUGCAGAUGAUGAUGCUAAACAUGUUACUAUGAAACCUAAAGUGCCACCUCCUUUACCUCCAAAGCCUAAAUCCAUCUUCAUCCCCCAAGAACCUCAUUCUUCUGAAAAUGAUAAUCAAGGGACAAUCAAAAGAUGCCCAACGUCAGAGAGCCCAGCAAAAUCUGCAUCUCAGGUUCCACCAAGACCACCACCUCCUCGGUUACCUCCACAGAAACCUAACUCUUUAGGUAAUGGAGUCACUACUUCUGUGCAAUUAAACGGUGAAAGAGAGGGAUCACCUCAUCAGCAGAGUGAAGCCAGAGACACUAACUUCUCAAGGAGAGAAAAGAAGGAAAUGCUGAAACCAGUUAGCAAUGGCCUUCCUCCCACACCUAAAGUACACAUGGGUGCUUGCUUUUCAAAGGUUUUCAAUGGCUGCCCAUUAAAAAUCCAUUGUGCAACAUCCUGGAUAAAUCCAGAUACAAGAGAUCAGUACUUGAUAUUUGGUGCAGAAGAAGGUAUUUAUACACUGAACCUCAACGAGCUUCAUGAGACAUCAAUGGAGCAGCUGUUUCCUCGAAGGUGUACCUGGUUAUAUGUGAUGAACAAUUGCUUGUUGUCAAUAUCUGGUAAAGCUUCCCAGCUUUAUUCCCACAAUCUCCCAGGACUCUUUGAUUAUGCAAGGCAAAUGCAAAAGUUACCUGUUGCUAUUCCAGCACAUAAACUCCCUGACAGAAUACUUCCCAGGAAGUUUGCAGUGUCUACAAAAAUUCCUGACACUAAAUGGUGUCAGAAGUGUUGUGUUGUGAGGAAUCCCUACACGGGCCACAAGUACCUUUGUGGAGCACUACAGUCUAGCAUUGUUUUGUUGGAAUGGGUUGAACCAAUGCAAAAAUUUAUGUUAAUCAAGCACAUAGAUUUCCCUGUACCUUGCCCACUGAGGCUGUUUGAAAUGCUGGUAGUCCCUGAACAGGAAUUCCCCUUAGUUUGUGUUGGUGUCAGUAAAGGAAGAGACUUCAACCAGGUGGUGAAUUUCGAGACUGUCAACCCAAAUUCUACCUCUUCGUGGUUUACAGAAACAGACACUACAGAGACCAGCGUUGUCCAUGUAACACAGCUGGAGAGAGAUACCAUUCUGGUGUGCUUGGACUGCUGCAUAAAGAUUGUCAAUCUGCAAGGCAGGUUAAAAUCCAGCCGCAAGCUCUCCUCGGAGCUGACGUUUGACUUUCAGAUUGAGUCCAUAGUCUGUCUACAAGACAGUGUGUUGGCCUUCUGGAAGCACGGCAUGCAGGGAAGGAGUUUCCGUUCAAAUGAGAUCACACAAGAGAUUUCUGAUAACACCAGGAUAUUCAGGCUCCUGGGAUCUGACAGGGUUGUCGUGCUGGAGAGCAGGCCAACAGAUAACCCAACAGCCAACAGCAACCUCUACAUCCUGGCAGGGCAUGAGAACAGUUACUGAGGGGAGCAUCUGGCCAGCAGCUCACUGGGACAGGAGCCCACUCCUGGCUGGGAUGGUGAAAAAGCUGCAGUAACUCCCACUUGAGCUACUUUAUAAUGGAUUGUGGCACGAGAGGAAGCCAAGAAUCCUUUGUGGCAUGGACACACGAGCACCAGGAUCCCAGGGCAGAGCUUCAUUGACUGUUAUGUAAUCUCUGUACAUAGUGCUCUCAGUGAAGCUUCCCGCUGAAGCCCUCCACUGACUGUCGGUAAAUAGCUGCCCUCCUGGUGAGUACAGGUGCCACCUGUACAGCUGGAAAAGCCACCUAGGAAGCAAGACAAAAAGCAGCUGGGGUACUAUUUCAAGGACUUCCUCACGUGUUCACCAUGAACUGGGAUGCUAGCAACAAACACAGACCAUUUAACACCAUCCUUGUGUUUUCUGCUAUGUGAUUUACUAAUGCAAAGGCAUCUUAACGUUUUAGAGAGUGUAACAAGCAAGGCUGUGAGCAGACUGCCAGCCUUGUUUGACUUUUGAUGCAGCACACUGGGUGUUCCUGUUUGCACAACGUCUUGAGAUGUGAUGUCUUUAGUCACAAAGGUAAGCUGUGACUGUGUGGAUAUCCCUUGGGCUUCAGAGCUCCUUUAUUCGGUUGGUUUGGUUGUUUUGUUUUGUUUUGAGUUCAUUUGGGUAGUUUUCCAGGUGAAACCAACCAGCUAAACACACCUGUGUUUUGAUAUUGAACCAGAACUCCUCACAGUUACUUCUGUAUGCUUGAAAACAAUCCUUGCUGGCUGGGUGUCAGUCCCAGACCAGUGGUACCUGGCUGUAACACUGCGGUAGGUGUUUGAAUUGUUAGUGUAGACAGUGAUAGCAAUUUGCAGCGCUGUUCAUCUGCCUAAACACUUCCACAUCACAAAGAAAAGGAGCAGCAUUCCACAUGGUGGGAAUGGCUCGGAGAUGUUGCCAUUUUGACUCUGGGGUUUUUUUCUGUUUCCUUUUGGCCUUAUCAUGAUUUUCACACUUUUAUUGUUUCCUUUCUGUCUUGAUUUUUUUAGGAUGUUAACACAUGGCCAAAAUAAUUUAGUUACUACCUCAUUCAAACAGUACAAUGGUUACUACACAUCACAGGAGCUUAGUUUUGAUCAGAAGUAUUUUUGGAUGGCUGUUCUCCAAUGAAGUGUGUAAAAUGCCAAGGUUUAGCAAAAUGCACACAUUUGACUCUCUCUUUUUUUUUUGUAUAGGUUCUUUAUAUUUUAUUGUGAUAAUGCACACUAAAAACCAAACUACAGUGAUUUAUGGCCUGCAUUAUUGUUGUGAUUGGUGAUGCUUUUAAAUAUGGUCCCUGAUGUAUAUAAUGUAAAAUAAACUCUCUCUUUUUUUUUUUAA